UCCAGAGCAGUGUUCUAUAGUGACAACCAACGCAGGGGACUAUUCCUUUUGCCAAGGAUCAGCUUAUCACCUCCAAUAAGAAGAAUGGAAGAAAGGAGCACCAGUGGAGAAUUCAUGAGCAUGGAUGCAGUCAUGCCAACCUGGGAGGCACAAACCACACCAAUGAAUGGCAGUUUUCCAAUGUGCUAUAAGAAGAAUCUUAUCCUGGCUUUCCUCACCCUCAUCAUUGCCAUGAUCGGUGUGGCAGGAAACGCAGUUGUGCUCUGGAUCUUGGGAUGCUGCAUGCGCAGGAACACCUUCUCCAUUUAUAUUCUCAACCUGGCUGCAGCUGACUUUCUCUUCCUCUGCUUCCAGAUCAUAGAAUCCCUGGAGGAAGUCUUUAACUUUUUUUCUUCCAUCUCCAUGCCCACUCCAAGGUUCUUCAUGAUUGUGUCAACCUUUGCCUAUCUUGCAGGGCUAAGCAUGCUCAGUGCCAUGAGCACCGAGCGCUGCAUGUCUGUCCUGUGGCCCAUUUGGUACCGCUGCCACCGCUGGAGACACACAUCAGCUGUCGUGUGUGCCUUGCUUUGGGCCCUGUCGCUGUCGCUGAGCAUCCCUGAAGGGAAGUACUGUGGCUUCCUGAUUAAGUGGUAUGACUAUGAAUGGUGUCAAAUAUUAGAUUUCAUCACUUCCGCCUGGCUGAUGGUUUUAUUUGUCACCCUCUCAGGGUCCAGCCUAACCCUGAUUGUCAAGAUCCUUUGUGGCUCCCAGAGAGUGCCAGUGACCAGGCUAUAUGUGACCAUUGGGCUCACGGUUCUGGUCUUCCUCUCCUUUGGCCUGCCCUUUGGGAUGUACUGGUUCCUCUUAUUCUGGAUCCUGAGUUACGAUGUUAUUCCUUGUGAAUCCUUUUGGGUUACAGUUGUUCUGUCCUGUGUUAACAGCUGCGCCAACCCCAUAAUUUACUUCUUUGUUGGCUCCUUUAGGCAGCGGCGGUGGAAGUGGGGAACCCUCAAGCUGGUUCUACAGAGGGCCAUGCAGGACACCCCUGAUAAGGGUGACUCUGGAAGCAGGGUUUCAUCAGGAAACCUUGGAGAGUGAGCAACAGUCUGGGGUAACUCGCAAGAGCCUCUGCUUUGAUCAGACACAUGUGCUUCUGAGAGCCUUCCUGGUCCUAUCAGUAUAGGAGACACUCAGAACCUGUUUCAGUUGGUUACCUAGUUUUAAAUCAGAAGACAAUAAUUGUCCAUAUCUCCAGUGUCACGGGGCCUGUUAAACACUGAUUACUGUGUCUCUCUACCUGCCUUACUCAGGUGCUUCACCCCAUUUGCUUGUGAGACUCAUCAGCUCAGGAUCCAGGACUGCUUCUACUUUUGAACUUUUGACAAACUUUUUUUUUUUUUUAUACACCAGAAGACUGAAAACAGUAAUGGUGGUAGUGGGGGGAAUCUCAAUUUCUUUCAUCAGUGCACCUGAUAAAGACUAAAAGAAUCCUAUGUUUUGGACAUUUCCCCCUAAACCUUACAACCUUUGUCUUGAUAUUAUUAGAAGAAUAAAAUAAAUUACCCCUGUAAUCUCUCUCUCCUUUCAUUUUGGAAGGACUGUGUAUAUUGCCUUAGCAUAAUAAAUGUUUACUGAAUGAGUGUUUUCAUGGAUGAAUACAGCUGAUUCAUUUUUCAGUAAACCUGUGCUAAAUCUCCACUUAUUAGUUUUGAGUCAUGACAUUUAUGUAUUGUUUCCAUCAUUUUCAACUUUGGCAAGCUGGGUGUUCAGCUUGGUGAUCAGAUAAAGCCACAUCCAUGCAUAUUUAAGGUUUGACAUAGACUAUCUUUCUGUGAUUUCUUUCCACAUGUCCUCCAUUAGCAACCCUUAUCUUUCCAUUUCUUCCCUUUUGCCUUGGCUCUGAUACUGUCUCUCUGCGGAGCUUUCUAAUUAGACUCUUAGACUUUAUUUCCAGAAGCUCACAACAUGUAUUUUAUUAAUUGUAUGGCAUGUAUUUCUACUUAACACUUUCAGUGAAAAUAGUACUUUCAUUUUCAUGGAUAUAGUGUUUAAUUAUUUUAACUCAUGUAUAAUUAAAUGAUAAUAACGAGCACAGAUCAAAGUAUACAGUUCAAUGAGUAUAACAAAGGAAUAUAGCUACAUGACCCCCAAACAAAUCAAGUCACAAAACCAUUUUAUACCUCUGUAAGUUCCCAUUAUUUCUUCCAGUCCAUCCUCCUUGACCCAGAGCUCAGGAUGCCUCUUAUGUUUUUUUUUUUUAAUUUUAAAAUAAAUUUUAGUGUGUUGAUUUUAGGGUUAUAACAAUGCUAUUAGGUAGAUAUAGA
Molecule: messenger RNA, 2303 nt
Organism: Marmota monax (woodchuck)
Lineage: Eukaryota; Metazoa; Chordata; Mammalia; Rodentia; Sciuridae
Product: mas-related G-protein coupled receptor member X2-like
Exons: 2
Coding region: 85-1077 (330 amino acids)
Biological process (GO): G protein-coupled receptor signaling pathway
Cellular component (GO): membrane
Molecular function (GO): G protein-coupled receptor activity
Source: RefSeq, a predicted model, not a curated record